Molecule: messenger RNA, 4035 nt
Organism: Saimiri boliviensis boliviensis (Bolivian squirrel monkey)
Lineage: Eukaryota; Metazoa; Chordata; Mammalia; Primates; Cebidae
Product: transcription factor CP2-like protein 1
Biological process (GO): regulation of transcription by RNA polymerase II
Cellular component (GO): nucleus
Molecular function (GO): DNA-binding transcription activator activity, RNA polymerase II-specific; RNA polymerase II cis-regulatory region sequence-specific DNA binding
Source: RefSeq, a predicted model, not a curated record
AGAAGCACACCUGCAAAAGGGUGGGCGGGGCCUGGGCCUCUUACUGGCUGAGCACCUAGGGCUCUAGGACCCUCUGGACCUGGGGCACAGCCCAGGUUGGGGGAAUCAAGAGUUAAUCAAGGGGGAAUCAAGUUAAUCAAUCAUUAAGUUGAAGGGGAGAUGGGAGUACAACAAAACCCCAUCCUGGGUGACAGAGCAAGAGCCUGUCUCAAAAAAAGUGCACCCCCAAAAUUGUCCUGAGAUGAUCUGUGGUGGGGAGUUUUCUGGGAUGUCACGUCUGUGCCCCUCUGGCUAGGACCCUGGGGUUAUCAGUGACGUUUCUUGCUACACCGGGAGCGCCUGAGGAGGUGAGUCAGCUGCAGCUCCUCAGACCAUCAUUUAACCCUCGGUGCCACGGUGAACGGGAAGGAGACCUUGCCCCCGUCUUAGGGAGAAAAAGAUAGGUUCAGAAUUCGAAUAGCCGAGUCUGGGCAGUGCCUUUUGCGUACUGGGCCUCAGACCUUCCAAGGGCCUGAGACUCCUGUGCAGAGUGGGGGGCUGGACCCAAAGUUUUCUUAGGACCUUCUGAGCCUGAGGAUAAAUUGUCCAGACUCUGUGCUGUGCCUGGUCCAGGAGGCACAGCGUAAGAUUGGGAUGGGGGCUGGGACCGGCCCAGUUGCAUCUGUUCCAAGCCCCAGCUUUUUCCCCUUAGAGAGAGAGCCAAGAAAGCUAGAGCAGGCCCAGCAACACCUGGAUGUGGGCAAAGCCCGGAGACUCUGAGAAGCCGGAAAACCGGGAGGGCAGACUGCUUCGGAGACGGAGGGUGAGCAGGUUGGGGAUCGGGUUCUGGAGUCGAGAGCCGCUCUGAGCCAGCCCCGGGUGGUGGGUGGUGUCCCCAAGGGGCAAAGGGCGCCCACACCAGCUUCUACCCUUUCUACCUCCACCACUAGAGCAGGCCUCCCCCUGGCCUGCUCGGCCUUCCCUGCCCCACCCCUCCCACCCCUGCUCAGAUGGCACAACUCCCCCCAGGCCAGCACCAAGUUCCACAGGGACCCCUCCUACCCUCCUCUCCCCCUCCUCCUGGGAUCCUGCUGUGCCCUCCCCAAGGGCUUGAGGGUGCUUCCCAGUGUGGACUCCAGCUCGGGGAGGGUCCUUGCAGCCUUGGGGACAAUGUAUAGAGGGGACUGCAGGGGCUCCGGCUGCUUCUGUGGCCCCAGUGGCAGGAAUGCCUCCAUUCCUCCAGGCUCCCCCAUCCUCCCCAUUGGUGCCAGGUGACUGGAGAUGAAGGCGGCAGAGUAGGGAUGGGGCGGCUCUUUGGCUCCACCGCCACCCCUCCCAGGCCUGUGCCGCAGAAUCUGGGAGCCUGGGUAGCUAGAGUCCCACGAGUCAGCCACAGUUUUGGACCCCAUCUCUGCUCUCUGCCCUAGGUCUAUUUAUACCAAACACAGUAGUAGGAGGUGGGCAGGGGGCCGAGGCUGUCUGUAUACAGUGACAACAGGUGCUCUGUGUGGGGAAAGAGGCCCGCCCCCAGGCUGACUGUAUUUGUCCAUAAACAGCCUGCUCCAAGCCCCAGGCCAAGGAAGGGGCAAAGGAACCAGCCCCACUGGAGCUCCUGGGCCGCUCUAGAGGGAAGCUCCCGUGCGCAAGCCUCCCUCUCCUGGAAGCGCCACCCUCAGUGUUUGCACAACACGCUAGGUUGUUUUCUGUAAGCUCCAGAGGCCUGGCUAGGCAGCCCUCGGCUGAAGGACAUGUGUCCUGCCUGUGUGUGUGUGUGUGCGGUCAGGCAGAGGAGGGAGGGCAGUGGGCAUCAGAGGCCCAUUUGUGGGCCCCUGCAAGGCUGUCUGUCUGCCUGUCCUGUGCCCUAGAGUGGACAGGCUUCUCCCAUGGGGUCAGGGGAGGGGCCGAGCCCAGGGUUCUCUAGGACUCUGCAUGGCUUAUGGAUCUGGGGCCAGUCUUGAAGCUUGAGAGUGCCCUUCAUUAUCCCUGGGCCUCUUGGAAACAGUAGGGGAGUGGACAUCCAUCCUGUCACUUUGUUUUGCUGUACCCCCAUCACCCCUUCAAGUUAAUGAGUGCUGGGGAGCCCUGGGGACCCAGCUCUUGAUUCCCCUCAACCUGGGCUGUCCCUAUAGGUCCGCAGUGUCCUAGAGCCCUGAGCCAAUAAGAGGCCAGGCCCCUCCCACCCUUUUGCAGGGGUGCUUCUGUGUAUAAAGGUGGAGGCCCCAGCAGUGGGGCCUAGAGGGUGCAGCCCAACCCUACACUGAGCGGCUUCACAGCCGGCUCUGCUCCCUCUCCAAGAUGCUGUUUUGGCACAACCAGCCAGAGCACCUGUGGCCCAGUGCUGGGGAUCUAUACCCUGCACCCCCCAGCAGCCUACUCAGGGAGCCCCCGCCCUUGCCCUACUUGAAGCAGGAGGAGCUGCCCAACAUCCCUGGCCCGGAGCCACCCUGCCCCAUGUUCCAGUAUGUGCUCUGUGCAGCCACCUCACCAGCUGUGAAGCAGCAGGAGGAGACCCUCACCUACCUGAACCAGGGCCAGUCCUAUGAGGUGCGGAUGCUCUGCAGCUCCAAGCUGUGUGAGGCUACCCAGCGUCCCCAGCUGCUGAAGAGUGUGGUGCGGGUGUCGUUUCAUGACCGGCGCCUGCAGUCCACAGAGCAGCAGCAGCUGGCUGAGUGGAGGUGGAGCCGGCCUGGGAAUCGCAUCCUGGACAUCGAUGUGCCACUGUCCCUGGGAGUCAUAGCACCCCAAGUGCUGCCCUCACAGCUCAACACGGUGGAGUUUCACUGGGACCCAACCAAGAGGACAUCACUUUUCCUGCAGGUUCACUGCAUCAGCACAGAGUUCACACCCCGAAAGAAAGGUGGAGAGAAAGGCGUCCCUUUCCGCCUCCUGAUUGACACUUUCAGGCCUAGUGACAAGGGGCUUCCGCCGGACCACCUGCACUCGGCUGGCUGCCUCAUCAAGGUUUUUAAGCCCAAAGGUGCAGACAGGAAACUGAAAAUGGACCGUGAGAAGCUGGAGAAACAGCCCGUGCAUGAGAGGGACAAGUAUCAGACCGCCUGCGAGAACACCGUCUUCUUGGAGUGUUCGCCAUGGCCGGAGUCCCCUGCAAAACCCCUGCCACCUCUCGGCUCUCUGGCUCUGACCGCUCCCUACUCCUGCAGGCUCCUGUCCCCAGAGAGGCUCUGUUCAUCACCACCAAUCGCUCUGGACACCUUGGGGUGUAGCCCCGUUGGGGAGCUGAACCAUAGAGCCUCCAUCUCAGAGACACAGCAGUGGCUAUAUCAGCAUCGGUUCUCCAGCUACUGCCAGAUGCUGGCCAACUUCACUGGCCCGGAUCUGCUGAAGCUUACACGCCAGGACCUUAUCCAGAUCUGCGGGGCUGCUGAUGGGAUCCAUCUUUUCAAUACUCUUAGAGCUAGGUCCAUCCAUCACCGACUGACUUUGUAUGUGGCUCAGGAGGCCUCUAGGCAAGAGAACGAGGUUCCUAAGAACCCUGACUCAGACUUUUAUCAAGAAAUCUCUCUGGAUGAACUCAGUGCUGUAGAGCUGAUGGGGAAACUGGCUGAGCUCCUGGCCCUCCCAGCCAAUCAGAUCCAUCGCCUUUUCCACCAGGGCCCUGGGGGCAUCCUCGUUCUCCUCAGUGACCAGGUGGUCCAGAAUUUUAAGGAUGAAUCAUACUUUGUGGCUGUGGUGAAAAAAGUGCAGAAUCCAGAUGGCUACUACUUGGUUCUGACCUAGGCCCAGGGGAACUCCACUGCUCAAGACUGAUGGCUCCGUUGUCACCAGAAACCUUGUUAAACGCUUGGCUGACUCACCAGGCUCCAGGUGAACCAAACUAUCUUGCAUCUUACCCCUGGGGAGGAGGCAAGUAGCCUCCAGCUUCACUUUUCUUUCUGCUCAGCAGCAAUGGUUGUUGGAAGUCUCCCUUGCCCAUUCAUUCUGAGCUGGCCAAGUUUAUGAGGCAAAAAAACUGGCAUGUUGAAAAACAGCUUUUGCCAUGAGCAGUGUUGGCUGCUGAACACUAAGAGUGUGCUAAUUCAUUUAAAAUUUUUACUU